AUUGUCUUCCGAGUAGCAACCUCGCACUCUCAUCUAUCAGCUAUCAGACAACCAAUAAGAUCUCGAGACGUAAACAUAACGCUCGUAGCUCAUUAGCAAGCAAGGCCAGACUCAGCCAUGGACUGCCAAUAGCCAGCUCUCGCAAACAGAACGUCGAAUCCGCACUCACAGCAACCUCACACCGCGCUGUACAGCAUCGCCGGAAAUGUCUGUCAGCCGGUUCAACACCCCGACCAGAUCUAAAUCUCGGUCCGAGAUGAAUUUGAAGCUGGAAGAAACCCCUGCGAAGCCUAGUAGUAUUGUCAACAAUGAUAACGAUGACCACCCGUUAUUAUUGGAACUGGCGUCGUUACGGACCUCGUUGCGCAAGUUUCAGCACGUCUCGCAUUUGAGCUCUAUGCAGUUGCAGAGCAAGAUGAUGGAAUCGUUAUUGGUCAACGAACAGGCAGAGAGGUUGAAGAGGGAGUUGGAAGCCGCUAAAACCGAGCUGGAAGCGUUGCACAAGUCCACCCCGGAUCCAUUCCCCACACCUUCUUCUCAAGCCCUCUCCGAACUCACCUUGGCCCACCGCCGCCUUUCCAGCAAACUAGACCACACUCAGAACGCCUUUGAAGCUUCUCAAAAGGUGGUCGCUGUGAAAGAAGCCGAAGCGGCCACUUGGAAGAGAGAACGAGACGCUAUGGGGGUCUUGUUACAGGAAUGGAGGGAUCGGGUUAUACAGACUGAGAGGGAGAGGGAGGAGGAGAGGGUCAGGAGGGUGGGAGCAGAGGAGGAAUUGAGGGUCUUGAGGGGUGUCUCCUCGGGGGGUCAGCUUGAAGUGUCAACAGGGGGCUUGGCCGUUCAGCCUGCUACUCAACCAGAAGGACACCAGAUACGGCCUUCAGAACCAACAUCCGACGUCAACGUACAACAGACCGGGUCUCUUCCACCAACAAGCUCUUCAGCUCCGAGUCACAGCCCAGCCGAACUCCAAGGCCUGAAACGACUCACAGCCGACUUUACCACCUCCCUUGGAGCUUGUCACGAAAAGAUCGCCCACCUGGAGACGCUCACAGACGAGCUCAAGGCGUCCAAGGAUAUCGCCGUACAAGAGGCAGACGAGGCUCGGAGUCUGUAUGCGAAAGUUCAGGGGGAGAUCGAGGUGAUAAGGGCUGAGGACUUUGGGGCUGGCAAGGUCGUCGAGCGGUAUAUGGCCUUCACGCAGAAGAUGACGCAACAACUUCAUACUCACAUGCAGACAGCCAACAACCGCCUUUCGCUUACCGUGACCAACCUCCGCUCCCAGCUCUUCGCGACCCAAACCUUGCUCUCCCGGGAAGAAUCCCGGUCUAAACAGUUACGUGCUGCCAUCGACGAGCUGGCCGAGGGUUACGAGAGGGAGACGUUUGGACGGAGGCGCGAAGUGGGACUGAGGAUGAAGGCUCUGGAAAGGGAGGAACGGCGGGACGAACAGGGUCGACGUUGGGUCGAUCGAGUUCGACGCGAACGGACCAGGCUUGACGUGUCCAGCGGGUCGAAUAGUAAUGGCUACAGCAACAACAAGUUGGGAGCUAGUCCGUCCCGACGGACGACCCGGUUGAAUAGUUUCGGAGGUGGGGCGAAUGCGGGAUCAGCAUCGUCUACGAGCUUGUCGUCCAUGUUGGGUGCUCCUGCACCGCACGACUAUGCUCACGGCGAACAACUAUCGCUCCUCUGGGACCUGCUCGAAUCGGGUUUACAGCUGUUUAAGGAUAGCACCGAGGAUUUGGUCGAUCGCGUUUCGCCGGGUUUGGCAGCAACUACCGACGGAGAUCUCGUAGAAAGCCCGAUCGACGGGCGGAACCUCGGAAUGGAUAGUAGUCUAGGUCGGAUCUUGCUCGCUCAAGAGAUCGUCACGGGGUUGACGGCGGACCUGGAGAGGGAGGUCAAGCGAAAUGUCGAGUUGGAAAGGGAGAGGUUGGGUUUCUUGUCCAGCAAAUGGGAUGAGCCGGUGACUGCGGAGCCGGAUGAGCAGUCCAAGUCGGGCAUGAGUGAACAAGCGACGGUCUCGGUAACGGAGGUAAACCCCCUUCCUGCGGUUGAAACGCCGUCAGAAGUGGCAACAAUAGCCGGUAUUGGGCACAACGAGGAUCCAGAAGACGGAACGAAACCGGCUGCGACAAAUGGCGAACCAGAUGAAUUCUUCGACUCGAUCGAGGAGGAUCCCCUCAGACCACCUCCCACCCUGACGUCGAGCGACCCCACACCCACAAUCUCCCCCGAGGUUGAAUCCUUGAUCAACCGGUUACGCACCCGGAACCCGUCCUACCGCUCCACCCAGAAAGCUCUGCACGACUGUGCCCUAUCCCUUACAAACCUCCGAGGUACUCGACAACAACUCCCAGCGGAAUACCAGGCCGCCCUCCAGAUUUUGCUCGACGGAAUUCAUGAUGUGAUAGAAGACGUCCGGGUGGAAGUGGAGAUCGCCAUCGCCGACGACGAUCGGUCUGCCAAGGGCCAUCAGACCGUUCUCUCGCUGCAAGGUAACGACGAGAACGACGGCAUACGAAUACAGGUCAGCAAGGCCGCGGAGGCAUUACUCGAUCCGGAAAGGACGAGGUCGAGGGAAGGGAACUUUGAUAGGAGGUUGGGGGACGUCGAGCAUGAUCUGGUCGAGAUCAAGAUGGCCAUCCUCGACGUUCAGUCCAGAGAGGCUCUGAGUCUAGGUCCUCAUGAAGGAGACCUGCUGAACCCUCAUCCGCUGGAUGCUAAGCGGGAAGAGACCCUUGACCCGUUUACCAAUCUGAAUCUCAAGACCGUCAACGUUCGGACACCCAACGCUAUUAGCGUUCCCAUGAACGUCACCCGACCCGCCGUUUCGCCCGGUCUGACGGACCGACCUGGGCUGGGUAACAACAUGAAACGAGGGUUCUUCCCCGCGCUCAGUCGGACGUUUUCGGGUACGACGCCCGUGGUGCCGCUUUCACGGGCCGUGAGCUCGAGUAAUAUUCACGUCAACGGGAAUGGUAAUGUCGGCACGAAUGGGGUUAGGAAUGGGCGCGAUGAAGGGCUGGCGAUCAAUGGGCAUUCUAAUCACGAAACGGGGGCCGAUGCGAGCGUGGGAAUGGAUGACGCUGAUGAUGGGGACGUAGAAUAGAUGCAGGUGACCGACGAGGAUGUACAGA
Molecule: messenger RNA, 3143 nt
Organism: Filobasidium floriforme
Lineage: Eukaryota; Fungi; Basidiomycota; Tremellomycetes; Filobasidiales; Filobasidiaceae
Exons: 3
Coding region: 206-3115 (969 amino acids)
Source: RefSeq, a predicted model, not a curated record